This is a messenger RNA of Funneliformis caledonium, 1263 nucleotides long. NCBI's taxonomy places the organism in Eukaryota, Fungi, Glomeromycota, Glomeromycetes, Glomerales, Glomeraceae. The record is from the annotation of a GenBank genome assembly.
AUGUCUGACGCUGACGAUGAUUUUAUGCUUGAAGACGAUGAGGAGGAUUACAACUUCGAUUAUGAAGACGACGAACAGGAAGAACCUGACGUCGAUCUAGAAAAUAAGUACUAUAACGCAAAAGCGCGAAAGGAAGAUGAUCCUGAAUGUGCUAUCAAAGAGUUUCAGAGUGUGGUGGAUACUGAACAGGAAAAAGGAGAUUGGGGAUUUAAAGCUCUCAAGCAAAUGGCAAAGUUAUCCUUUAAAGCGGGUGAUUAUGAAUCGACGCUUAAAUAUUACAAGCAACUUCUUUCUUACACAAAAUCUGCGGUGACGCGAAAUUAUAGUGAGAAGAGUAUCAAUAAUAUUUUGGACUUUAUCUCCUCUUCUCAAGAUAUGGCUUUCAUGGAGGAAUUUUAUUCAACUACUCUGAGUGCAUUAGAAGAAGCUAAAAAUGAGAGAUUAUGGGUUAAGACCAAUUUAAAAUUGGCAAAGCUUUGGCUUGAUCGAAAAGAGUAUACUCGCUUGAAUAAGAUCCUACGUCAGCUUCAUACUUCUUGCCAAAAGGAUGAUGGAACUGAUGAUCAACGUAAGGGUACUCACUUAUUGGAAAUUUUCGCGCUUGAAAUUCAAAUGUACACAGAAACCAAAAAUAACAAAAAAUUAAAGGCAUUAUAUCAACAAUGCCUACAUGUCAAAUCUGCUAUUCCACACCCACGUAUAAUGGGAGUUAUUCGUGAAUGUGGAGGGAAGAUGCAUAUGGGUGAAAAGGAGUGGGACAAAGCCCAAACGGAUUUCUUUGAAUCUUUUAGGAAUUAUGAUGAAGCCGGAAGCCCUCAACGUAUACAAGUGCUAAAAUAUCUUGUUUUAGCAAACAUGUUGACCGAAUCGCAAAUUAAUCCCUUCGAUUCUCAAGAGACAAAGCCAUACAAGAAUGAUCCACAGAUCGUUGCUAUGACAAAUCUUGUUAGCGCAUACCAACGUAAAGAAAUUCGGGAAUUCGAAAAAAUUCUAAAAGACAAUCGCGCGACUAUCAUGGAUGAUAUUUUCAUCCGUACGUACAUUGACGAUGUUCUUAAGAAUAUUCGAACACAAGUGUUGCUUCGUCUCAUUAAACCUUAUACACGGAUAGAGAUUCCAUUUGUGUCGAAGCAACUCAACAUCCCAGCACAGGAUGUUGAGGAUUUGUUAGUCGGUCUUGUACUUGAUAACAAAAUUGUCGGACGAAUUGAUCAAGUGAAUCAACGAUUGGAGUUGUAUAGACAGUACGUAAACUGUGAAUAA